Molecule: messenger RNA, 1227 nt
Organism: Clonostachys byssicola
Lineage: Eukaryota; Fungi; Ascomycota; Sordariomycetes; Hypocreales; Bionectriaceae
Source: the annotation of a GenBank genome assembly
AUGGUUUCGAAAGGAAGACUCAAGAUGGCCUUGGCCGCCGAAAAGGGCACCGAUUUCAAGAAACUGAAUCAGAAGAAAAAGGCCAAGGAGGCUGCAAAGAAGAAGGCUGCCAAGGUAGAAGAGAAGCCUGUCGAGAGUGAUGAAGAGGAGGAGGAGGAAGAGGAGGAGGAAGAGGAUGUUGAAGCUGAAGAAGACGAGGAAAUGGGCAACGGGGUAAAUUUGGACGCCAUCGACGACAGUGAUACAUCCGAGUCCUCAAUUGAGAUGGAGAAGCGGUUACCUAGAAAGCCUAAGAAAGACCAAAAGCCUCAGGCGGCCGAGGCGAAGCCCAAUGCCGACGAUGACGAAGAUGAUGAGGAAGAAGAGGAAGAGGACGAGGAGGACAUCCCCAUGUCCGACCUCGAGGACCUCUCCGAUGCCGAGAAGGAAGACCUCAUCCCCCACAGCCGCCUCACAAUCAACAACACAUCCGCCCUCCUCACCUCCCUCAAGCGGAUAGCCAUCCCCUCCGACAAAUCCGUCCCCUUCGCCACCCACCAGACUGUCACAUCUUCUACCCUAGCUUCAGAAGCCAUCCCAGACGUCUCCGACGACCUCCAGCGCGAGCUGGGAUUCUACACCCAGAGCCUCGAGGCUGUGCGACAGGCCCGCUCCAAGCUCCGCGCGGAGAAGGUCCCCUUCUCGCGCCCCAAGGAUUACUUCGCCGAGAUGCUCAAGGAGGACGCCCACAUGGAGAAGAUCAAGGCCAAGCUGGUCGAGGAGGCCUCGAACAAGAAGGCCGCCGCCGAGGCCCGCAAGCAGCGCGACCUCAAGAAGUUCGGCAAGCAGGUCCAGGUCGCCAAGCUCCAGGAGCGCCAGAAGGCGAAGCGUGAGACUCUAGAAAAGAUCAAGACUCUCAAGAGAAAACGUCAAGAAACAGGCGGCGCCGGCCUCGGCACCAACGAAGCCGACCUAUUCGACGUCGGCGUCGACAACGAGCUUGCCAAGUACGACUCGCGGUCGGGCUCCGGCCGCGGCAACAUGGGCGGGCGCGGCGGGGGCAACCAGAAGCGCCAGAAGAAGGACGAGAAGUACGGCUUCGGCGGCAAGAAGCGCCACGCCAAGUCCGGCGACGCCGUCAGCUCGUCCGACCUGAGCGGCUUCAACCCCAAGGCGAUGAAGGCCAAGGGCAAGGUGGGCAAGUCGAGACCCGGGAAGGGCAGGCGCAAGGCCAUGGCAAGUCGGUAA